CAGCAGAGACUUCGCCGUCCUUCUUCGUCACCGUAAAUGGGUUCUCGUUCUCCUUUCUCGGUGACUGGAAGCCCUAUACAAGUAUCAGUAGCCGUCCGAAGCUUAAGGGAUAGCAUUCUGAAGGCUCACCUUGAACGCCUUGCUAGCGCGUCGGCCGAGUCCACCAAAGUUGCCGAAGACAGAUUGGCGCUUGUUGCUGGCUGGUGAGGU
Baudoinia panamericana UAMH 10762 is the source of this 210-nucleotide messenger RNA. RefSeq lists its product as uncharacterized. Lineage: Eukaryota; Fungi; Ascomycota; Dothideomycetes; Mycosphaerellales; Teratosphaeriaceae. The coding region runs from base 37 to 207 and encodes 56 amino acids. The transcript has a single exon. The record is from RefSeq and is a predicted model, not a curated record.